UUUAAAGAGAAAGAAGCAAAAGCACGCGAUGGCAUCUCAACAAGAAAGAGAGGAACUCGACGCCAGGGCAAGGCAGGGAGAAACGGUUGUUCCCGGUGGAACUGGUGGCAAGAGUCUCGAAGCUCAAGAGAACCUUGCAGAAGGGAGGAGCCGUGGAGGACAAACAAGGAAGGAGCAACUGGGGAGAGAAGGGUAUCAGGAGCUGGGAAGCAAAGGAGGACAAACAAGGAAGGAGCAGAUAGGAAGUGAAGGGUACCAGGAAAUGGGCAGGAAAGGCGGACUCAGUACCACCGACAAGUCUGGGAGUGAGAGGGCGGCCGAGGAAGGAACCGGCAUCGACGAGUCCAAAUACAGAACUAGGAGUAAUGCCCCAUAAG
This is a messenger RNA of Hibiscus syriacus, 377 nucleotides long. Its product is annotated as protein SLE1-like. Gene Ontology annotation, biological process: response to abscisic acid. Bases 29 to 376 code for a protein of 115 amino acids. NCBI's taxonomy places the organism in Eukaryota, Viridiplantae, Streptophyta, Magnoliopsida, Malvales, Malvaceae. Gene Ontology annotation, cellular component: cytosol. The record is from RefSeq and is a predicted model, not a curated record. The transcript has 2 exons.